AUGUCAACACUGAUCACCACUACCGUGUCCACUGAAGCCCUCUCCAUUUCCUCUCAGAAUAAAGCCCUGAAAACCACUGAGGAAGUCGCUCUUCAGAUCUUCUUGCUUUGCCAGGUUGGGCUUGGGACUGUGGCCAACAUCCUUCUGUUUGUGCAUAAUUUCUCUCCUAUCUUGACUGGCUCUGGACGGAGGCCCACACAGGUGGUUCUCACCCACGUGGCCGUGGCCAAUGCCUUGAUUCUCCUCCUCACUGCUUUUCCAAACAAUAUGGUUUUGUUUACACGGAGGCCUCGAAAUGACUUCUCAUGUAAAUAUGAGUACUACGCCCGAGUCGUAGCCCGGAGCUCAAACUUGUGCUCCACCUCGGUCCUGAGCACUUAUCAGUUUGUCACUCUUGUUCCUGGUAACUGGGGUAGGGUGAUGCUCCGAAGACGAACUCCCGAGGUCCUGAGUUAUUCUUGUUACAGUUGCUGGUUCUUCAGUAUUUUAAAUAAUAUCUACAUUCCAAUGAAACUUGCUGGUCCACAGAGCACACGCAAUGACACUGACUCUAACAGAAAGUGGGUCUGCACCACCUCUGGUUUAGGUGUAGAGGUGACUUUCUUGCGCUUUGCUCAUGAUGCGGUCUUCAUCGGCAUCAUGGUCUCAACUAGUGUCUCCAUGGUGAUUCUCCUUCAUAGACACCGCCAGAGACUGCGGCACAUUCACACCUUCAGUGAUGACCAGAGAGCACCCCCUGAGACCAGAGCAGCCCACACUAUCCUGAUGCUGGUGGUCAUGUUUGUGAACUUUUAUGUUCUAGAUUGUAUUUGCACUUUCUUUCACACUUCUUAUAUAACUUCCCGUCUCUGGUUGAGUCGGAUCAAUGAAAUUUUGACUGCAGGCUUCCCCACUCUUUCUCCCUUACUGUUGAUCUAUAGACAUUCCAAGAAUCCUUGUUCUGUGAUCUUUCCAUGCUGUAAACCACAUUAA
Molecule: messenger RNA, 972 nt
Organism: Acomys russatus (golden spiny mouse)
Lineage: Eukaryota; Metazoa; Chordata; Mammalia; Rodentia; Muridae
Product: vomeronasal type-1 receptor 4-like
Exons: 1
Coding region: 1-972 (323 amino acids)
Biological process (GO): G protein-coupled receptor signaling pathway
Cellular component (GO): membrane
Molecular function (GO): pheromone receptor activity
Source: RefSeq, a predicted model, not a curated record